Molecule: messenger RNA, 6470 nt
Organism: Oryzias latipes (Japanese medaka)
Lineage: Eukaryota; Metazoa; Chordata; Actinopteri; Beloniformes; Adrianichthyidae
Source: RefSeq, a predicted model, not a curated record
AAAAAAAAAAUUGCAGCAGCAACUGUCUGACACAUCUGGACUGGAGAGGGGGGGAGGCCUGGCUGUAGCGUUAGCGAAAUACUGAGGGGAAUGGACCACAUCUAAUGAUCAUUUGCAAGACGGUGAGUUUGCUUGCUCUAUCCUUUAGCCAGGAAGUGAUAACUAUAAUAUUAUAGUAUGUGACGAUACAUUGGGGCUUUUUUUAGGUGCAGAAAACUGGAAACAGAAACCCGCGAGCGAUCUGUAGCUACAGCACCAGCUAGCAUUAGCCCCUGUGCUGGCUGCCAUCAAACUGGAGAAAUAUAUUCAAGAGAUGGACGACGGCAGCUACAUCGAGUUUGAUGUGCCGGAGUUCAGUAAUACUGUUCUGACUCAACUCAAUGAGUUGCGGCUACAAGGGAAGCUUUGUGACAUCAUUGUUCACAUUCAGGGCCAGCCGUUUCGAGCCCACAAGGCUGUUCUGGCAGCAAGCUCACCCUAUUUCCGUGACCAUUCAGCUCUCAGCACCAUGAGUGGCCUUUCCAUUUCUGUCAUCAAAAGCCCUGAGGUGUUUGAGCAGCUACUUGCUUUCUGCUACACAGGUCACAUGUCCCUUCAGCUGAAGGACAUAAUCAGUUUCCUCACGGCAGCCAGCUUUCUUCAGAUGCAGGCGAUCAUCGACAAAUGCACCCAGAUCCUCGAGGGAAUCCAUUCUAAGAUCAGUCUCCCAGUGAAUGUGUGCAGCCCAGGGAAGGAGACGUUAAAGACAAGUCGCAAUGGUGUGAAUGACAGCAACCUCUUCAUUAACCCCACCCAGAUCUCCCCCCCUUAUUACUCCCGUCAUCUUCAAGCAGGGCCCGAAGCACGGUUGGAGGUGACGGCUAAAGCCCAGGGCCGGGUACGGCAGAACCAAGAGGAGGCCCAGUCAGACCGUGGAAGUAGUGACAGCGUGUCGGAGCAUGAUGCAGCGGUGGAAGUUGAAACGGAACAGGUGGAACUGAUUGGCAAAGAUGGUCAAGUGACAGAUGUACAUGUGAAGAUAGAGAAGGUCAGUAGGCCAACAUACUCUGACAGUUCCUCAGCUGGAGACGAUGGUUACCACACAGAGUUGGUUGAUGGAGAACAGAUUGUGGCUGUAAGUGUGGGCUCCUACGGUCCUGUAAUCCAGCCUGCCGCCUAUUCCUACUCAGGGCUUUCCUCUCAAUGCUUUGUCAACCUUAGCAAUUCAAGUCCCACUCGCUCCAUGCUUAGCGGUUUCAGAGGCGGACGAGCCAGAGCCAAGCGUCCAAUGGCCAUGCCGUCAAGUGUGCUGAGUCACAUCAAAUCCGGCUCAGACGAUGCUGACUCAGCUGUUGGCCCCACAGGUUUGGAAAACGAUGUGCGAGAGCGCAGCUUGCGCAGUCAGUGGUACCCCUACAACGAGAGACUGGUUUGCAUUUACUGCGGAAAGACCUUCAAUCAGAAGGGGAGUCUGGAUCGCCACAUGCGCCUGCAUAUGGGAAUAACCCCAUUUGUUUGUAAAUUCUGUGGCAAAAAGUACACAAGGAAAGACCAGCUAGAGUACCACAUCCGAGGCCACACGGACAACAAGCCCUUCCACUGUCAGAUCUGUGGCAAGUGCUUCCCGUUUCAGGGCACCCUCAACCAGCACCUGAGGAAGAAGCACAUGGGAGCAUCAGAAGUCAACAAUCACAUGGACUCCCCAGAAAGAACGGAGGGGGAAAGCUCAUGCCAAAAGGAGCCGGAGGAUGCAUCGGAGGGAAUGGUCUUUGAGACACAAUAUGCAGAAGAGGCACCGGCCAAUGAUAUAGAGGAGAGUUCGAAAUGCAGUCCGGAGGAGACCCAAGCAUCAAGAUGUGACUUUUAGGUCUUGCUUCAUGUUAAGGAAGCUUUAAUUACAAUUUAUUUCAACACAUGUUCAAAGUACUAACUUCUUUCUGAAUAAGCUCCCUCUGCUACGGACUUGUCUUGAGUCUAGGGUUUCUGACGAUUUUCUGAACAGUAGAUGCAUAGAGAAAAUGGGUGCUUUAUAAAAAUUCUUUUACGCAAAGGGAGUACAAAUUUACUAUUUUUAGGAGGUCCCAAUAAUCAAGACCUUCUGGUUAAUUUCUCUUUUUAUCUUUCCAUGUUUUUUAAAACAUAUUUACAGAGUUAUAUAGGCAUGUUGCAAUAAUGAAUAAUGUGAAAGCUCUGGUAAGAUGCUUGUCAUAUCACCUUUUUACCUGAUCUGUUUUUGCACAUGUGGCCACUGGAGGUCACUUACUCACAAGGAAUGAUUUUUUUUUUCUCUGCCAGUGCAAAGCUUCGUGUGACAUAUCUGUUCAAUACCUCAUGAUGCAACUACACACUCAUAACAAACAGUAUUUUAACUUAAAUGAAACUCACCGGGUUCUACCUCAUAGCCAAGAACCUACCAAGCACAGAUGUUCUAACAGUUUGAAAUCAGUUUAUGGUAGUAUGUACUAACAGUUUGAAAUCAGUUUAUGGUAGUAUGUACAGUUUAUCUUAUUGCCAAACGCUGUAAAAAAAAAUCUUUAUUUCAACACAAAGCCUUGAUACUUCAAGGGGAAAUAUUCCUCACUGAUUGUCGGGAUUUGGGACAAAGUCUCCAUCGGCCGUCUGACGGUCAGCAAGGUCACAAUGAGGAUUAAGAAGGUGCUAUGAUAGGAGUGCAUUCAAAUUGUCAGCUCCAGCUUUUGUGCUUAGAACACAUGGAGAACAGAGUAAGAACACAAUCCUGCUGUGUUUUUAAGAUACACUUGUGUUAUUUUGUUUUUAUUAUUUGUUAUACAGAACACUUAAGGAUUUUAUCACUUACCACUACUGCAAGUUUUACUCUGUUGGCCAAAGCAUUGUUAUAUGUUCUCCCAUCAGGAUGAUGGGAGAGUUACACUCAUACAGUCAAGUCAUUUCUUUCUUUUUUUUUUUUUUUUUUUUUUUUUUUUUAAUUUGUCUGGAAUAUUGUGCGCGGAGUUUCAAAAAAUAUCUCAAGGUGGGCUUCUAACGUAAUACUCAGUAUCUCCUAAUAAGCUUGUGGACUCAUUGUCAGCUUAGCACAGAUGGAAUACUCUGAGCAAUAUGCAAAAUGAAAAAAAAAACAAAGGAAUCUCAGCCAUUCUGACAUGGUUUAUGUUGCAUUGAACAAAGAAGCUUUUGCCUAUUUUUUUAAGCCACCUUCCCGACUCAGAACACGAUUUUUUAGUUGUUAUUUCAGUACUACUUUUAUGUAUUUUCAUAGAUGUGGAAAUAAGGUUUAAUUGAGAUUAACGUUUUGACAAAUAGUUGGCGUAGUGAUUCUAAGAAUAAUGAUUUUAAGUAGAGAUGCACUUUGUGGUUAGUUUGGGGAUGGGUGCUGCCCUGGUGAUUUCAUCUUUGGUCUCAAUCCCAAUAGUUUCCCAGUGGGGCUUAUUUCACAGCAGCAAGGUGAACUCAAUUGUUGUUGACUUUGAUUACAUUCUGCAAUGUCUUAUGCUAUUAGAUAGAAAUCACGCAGAAGAGGGUUUUAUCCAGGAGUUACAGGCUCAGUACAAAGGAGAGUUUUGUUUCCUGUGCGAUUUAAAAUAAAUGGAAAAAAACAACUCAAUAUCGUAAAAAGGCACUUAAGGAUUUAUUCCUCAAAUGGUUUGUGCUAUUUUUACCUCAGACGUUUUUUUUUUUUAUUUCCGUGCUUGGCCCUUACAAAAUCUGUUGCAAUAAACAAAUUAAGAUUUAAUUAUUCUAAAUAGUUUUCAUAUAAGUUUUAUGUGGUGUUUAUGUGGUGGGAGGAUAUUUAGCCUUUUCUGAUUUCUGUUGAGGAUGCAGUCCUUUCUGAUUUUUUUUUUUUUAUAAGUGUCUUUUUUUAAUCAUUGACAAUUGUUAGGGACUUUUGCAAAGAAAAAUCAGUAUAGCUUGUUUUAUUAUUAUUUCUGUACAAAUUGAUCACACUCAACAAUAGUCUGUCAACCAGUAACAUGCUUUGUGGAUAAAAAUAUAGUUUAUGUCUGGAUUAUCAAAGGUUCAUGCAGAUCAGAUCUCACCAAAAUCAGUUACUGAAUUCAUUUAAACCUCACAGUGAUUAUGUUUGUUUUUACUUGGACAAAAAUUAUUGCUUUUUAAAUAUUAUCUGUUUUAAAUAAAUGACUUAUAGGUACAUACUGCUAAAUUCAUUUAGGUGCCAAGCUAUGCCAAAGAGUAAUAGAUGAUUUUGAAUCAUGGCAUGUAACUGAUCGCUCAUUAGAAAGUCUAGGUUUUCAAUUAGUACUUAAUCGCCAUUCACUAGUUCCAUUUAUUUCCCAGCUUCUACAGCCAAAAGUGAACAUUUUGGACAAUUUGCUUAGAAGAAAUGAAGCAGCAAAAAGCAUAGCUCCCAUGAUUUCUUAAGCCAUAAUAAAGCUGAUAACAGAAAAAGUGCAAUAGGAAUCGUAGUUUUUCUCAAAGCUUGUGCAAGAACAAAAUAGAAUUGUUUGGGGUGGCAUCUUUAACAUAGUGCCUUGCCACAAGCUUUACAUUUUAUUCCCUUUGGCACUUAGAUUUUUGUGCCUCGUCAUGUUUGAAGCUAUUACAAGCUGAUGUUUUAAGUAGAUUAUGGCCAGAUUGUUGGUUUUUAAGCAGUGCCAAACGCAAAUCCAAGGUAUGCUUUUCUUUAUUUGGAUGUUCUGCUUCAAGUGUGUCAUGAAAUUCAAGCUGCAGUUUUGUUUCGGCAUAAAAUGAGCAUCUGGUUUGUUGUUGAAACUGGGUUUUGUAGCAGUGAAACACAAUCAGGCAUACCUGUGCCUCAUAGCUUGACUACUUGGGACAAUCGGAGCACGCUAAGCAGUAUCUACCAAACGCUGGGGACGCAUGGCAGGAAUGAAAUUGGCUUCCUUUUUGAAUUGUUGGAGCUUUUCACAGGGAAAUUAUUUGUGCCGGAAAAAGUUGACCUUUAAAUACUGUAGCCAAACGGCGUGUACAAAACCAUCAAAUUUCAUUGAGGUUUUUAUUUUUUUUUAAUGUUCAGGUUUUCUUGUUUUUGAUUUGUGCACUUAACGUGAUUUUUUUUUUUUUCUGUGUGUGUGUGUGUCCAAAAAAAACAAACAAACACAAACUAGUCCAUCCAAGUCUUUAUUUACACAUAUAGUUACAAUUCCCUCCAUGAUGGUGGAAGGAAGGGACCUCUUUCUUUCUUUUAAGUGGUGCUUUUAAACUUGUGUCAUUCGCCCACCCCCUUCUUUUUUAUUUGAUUUUUUCUGUCUUUGGAGGUUCAGAAAGCAAGUCCAUGUACCCAUAACUGGGGGACGGAAGCAACAUUCUUUAAAUGCUCUUUAUGAACUCUACUUACUUCUGUCAUGUCAUAAAUUUACACAAAACUUGAAUCAACUCCCGUCAGUGUUGAGUUCCACCCCUCCUUCGAGUAGCAGGAGAUGCAUUCUGGGCCGCGGCUAUCAAAGGAAGUGUUUACAUGGAAGGCUGUCAGACUACUUUCUGAAAUUGCAGCAUGUGCUUUUCCUUUUAAUAUAAUGAAUUCACUUCAGGUAGUUUAUGAACACUGAUACAAAAACAAACAAACAAAAAAUCACGUCUUCCAUAGCUUUUCUGUCAGCUUCUGUCCACUGUGUAUUAUUGAAAGAAAAGCAAUAACCUUUUUUUUUUUUUGGUAAAAGAGGUAUAUAGGGAUCAUAAAAGCUAUUACAAUAUUGACUUGUCAUCUGUCAAACAAACAAAACAUCAGGGAGCUUUUGAAUUAGGACCACAAAUAAUUGGAUAUUGAUUGAUUUCGAGAUUACUUUCUACAAAAGUGACAGGUCAACUUCAAAAAACUUGUUGUAAUAAGUAAACUGUAACAUAGAAACUCGUUUUCAGUCAUCGAACUCAGCGACACUGUUCCGAGUCGCACCUCCAGCUGAGUCGAGUAAAGAAAGGGAUUUUUUUGGGCCGUAUUGCCACUGUUUGGGAGCGGGUGUCCUGUUGGCAUGGUGAUGUUCAGGGAUCCCUAUUGGUUGUCAAACUGUUUGGGAUCAGAGAUGAUUUGUUUCUUUUACUUUUAAACCCUGCACUAUACUGUUUCUUGGUUGUGUGUUGUAUUUGGUAACAAGACAAAAAAAGUAACACGGAACUCAGGGUUUUCAGCUAGUGCAGCCGUGCUCCUCAGUCAGCGAUUGGCAGCCCUUCCUCAGUGAGCCUCCACAGAGGCCCCCCCCCCCAGAGACCAUGAACGGAACCAUGACAACACCAACACCCCAGUCCCUGUUUGUCCACUCUACACACAACCUCACAACUCAACUGUGAACCUCAGAACUCUACUGUUUUUACAACUAUGAAGUAAAUGAAGCUAGCUAGAGCUGACGUAUCUAUUGCCAUUUAUGAAUUUAUUUUAUAGCAUGAAAUAGAUAUAUUUAUUCAAAUGAUAUAUUUUACUCAUAAUCAUUCUGUGCUGCUUCAUUUUGGUUCUUAAGCUUGUAAAUUGCCUUUUUAUUAUAUGAAAAAUGUCCAUAGAAUAAUGCGUUUAUAAAAUAAAGGCGCACAUUUGGCAACAA